Messenger RNA from Megalobrama amblycephala (Wuchang bream), 3395 nucleotides. RefSeq names its product zinc-binding protein A33-like. The transcript is spliced from 12 exons. Gene Ontology annotation, molecular function: ubiquitin-protein transferase activity; zinc ion binding; protein binding. Gene Ontology annotation, biological process: protein ubiquitination. Bases 146 to 2860 code for a protein of 904 amino acids. NCBI's taxonomy places the organism in Eukaryota, Metazoa, Chordata, Actinopteri, Cypriniformes, Xenocyprididae. The record is from RefSeq and is a predicted model, not a curated record.
UCGUUAAGAUGACGCAGAAGUUUUGUCCCCUGCACCCUUCAUUCCUUCGGAUGAUCCCUUCUGAGUGAAAGUCAGUCGUGUUCUCCUCUCAUCUUCCGUCUCCCGAACAGACUUUCGCUUUCAGUUUCUGUCACGAGCAUGUGGAAUGGCGUCUAGUUCAGGAAACAGAAGUCAGCAAAGACAACACAAAGAUCUCCCCGACAAGGAAGUUCAAAGAGGAUGUGGAAGUAUAUCUCUUGAGCGACCUGAUAUGAGUGAUUUCAGGAUUGUUCUGCUCGGGAAGAAUAUAACAGAAAACAACAGAGUGGGAAACUUCAUCUUAGGAAGAGCAGCGUUUGAGAGUGAAGCACCUGCUGAUGUAGAGCUGAACAUUGAGAAACACAGAGGAAAACUGAAGGACAGAGACGUCACAGUCAUCAACACUCCUCACCUGCUGAGGCCAAAUCUGUCAAUCACUCAGAUCACACAGGGAGUGAAAGAGUGUGUGAAUCUGUCUGCUCUUGGACCUCAUGUGAUCAUACUUGUACUGCAGCAGAACGACUUCAGUGACAAUAACAGACAUAGAGUGAAAUAUGUGCUGAAUGAAUUCAGUAAGGAGACUCCUAUACACACUUUAGUGUUGACUGAUGAGAAAGAGAUAAACAAUAACUGUAUUCAUCAAUUAAUAAAGGAGUGUGGAGAUGAACAUCUACAGUUUGAUGAAAGAAAAUCAGGAUUGCACUCUGAGAUACUUGAAAGAGUGGAGAAGAUACUCAAAGAAAACCAGGUCCAAUUUCUUAUCUCUGACUUGCAUGAGGAAGCAGGAGAAGAAACACCAGAAGAUGGAGAGAAGAGGAGAUCUGGAGGUUCAGUCACAGCAGAAGAAGAGGGAGAUUUUGAUCAUGAAGAUGAUGGAAAAAUCAAACAGAGAAACAUAGAGAAAAAGGAAGUCGCUGUCCAGAGGGAAACCUUGUUCAUGGCAUCCUCCAGUGGUCCAGCACUAAAUGAGGAGCUCCAGUGCUCCAUCUGUCUGGAAGUGUUCACUGAUCCAGUCACCACUCCAUGUGGACACAACUUCUGCAGAACCUGCCUGAGCGAGUGCUGGACAAACAGAAAGAUCGGCUUCUGUCCACUCUGUAAAAAAGAAUUCAGCAAAAGACUUGAUUUCAAGAUUAAUUCAACACUUGUAAAGCUUGUGCAACACUUUAAUAAGCUUAAUCAAGAAUCUAAAGUGUUCUGUGACUUUUGUGAUGAAAGAAAGCAGAAAGCUGUGAAGUCUUGCCUGACGUGUCAAAGCUCUUACUGUGUCUCUCAUCUGGAGCUUCAUCUCAGAGUCCCACGUCUAAAGAAACACACACUGAUCAACGCUGUGGAAAAUCUGGACGAUUAUAUAUGCCAGAAACAUGAGAGACCUCUGGAGAUGUUCUGCAGAGAUGAUCAGACGUGUGUUUGUCUGUUCUGCACUGAAGGAGAACACAGGACUCACAACACUGUUCCUAUAGAGGAGGAGAGUCGAGAGAAGAAGACACAGACAGACGAGCAGCAGAUGAUCCAGAAGAGAAUGAAGAAGAUUCAAGAGCUCAAACACUCAGUAAAGCUGAGAAAAACUCUCGCCUCCAAUGAUGGUUUCUUUACUUCAUCUCGAACCGUCCACAUUUCAAACGGGAUGAUUAUUGGUCUGGGUGUCCUGUUGGUAGCAGUGUUGAUCAUCUUUCCUACACAAUACACCAGAUAUCAGUCUGAGCAGCUGAAGAUGAUGGAGGAACAGCAGAAAGCAGCAGAGAAACAGGCUGAAGAUCUCAUUAAAGAGCUGAAGAUGAUGGAGGAACAGCAGAAAGCAGCAGAGAAACAGGCUGAAGAUCUCAUUAAAGCGCUGAAGAUGAUGGAGGAACAGCAGAAAGCAGCAGAGAAACAGGCUGAAGAUCUCAUUAAAGAGCUGAAGAGAAAAAACACUGAGCUGAAGAUGAUGGAGGAACAGCAGAAAGCAGCAGAGAAACAGGCUGAAGAUCUCAAUAAAGAGCUGAAGAUGAUGGAGGAACAGCAGAAAGCAGCAGAGAAACAGGCUGAAGAUCUCAAUAAAGAGCUGAAGAUGAUGGAGGAACAGCAGAAAGCAGCAGAGAAACAGGCUGAAGAUCUCAAUAAAGAGCUGCAGCAGGAAAUCACUGAGCUGAAAAGAAGAAACACUGAGCUGGAGCAGAUCUCACACAUUGACGAUAAUUUCCAUGUCAUACAGAUGUUCUCAUCCCUGAACAGUAUUUUACACAACAAGAUCUCUGAUGUGGACGAGAACUCUCUGAAAAGAGCUCUGAAUCUACUGAAGGAACAUCUAAAUGAAAAACUCAUUCAAACUGAGUUGAAGUUUGUGCAGAAGUUUGCAGUGGAUUUGACUCUGGAUCCUGAUACAGCACAUCCACGUCUCAUCCUGUCUGAUGAUGGAAAACAAGUCCGUCAUGGAGACAUUGACCAGGACGUCCCUGAAAACCCAAAGAGAUUUGAUGCCUGGUUUUGUGUUCUGGCAAAGCAGGGAUUCAGUUCAGGGAGAUUUUACUAUGAGGUGCAGGUGAAGGGAAAGACUGGGUGGACUUUAGGAGUGGCCAGAGAAUCCAUUGACAGGAAGAAGCAUACAUGGCUGAGUCCUGAGAAUGGAUACUGGGCUGUGACUCAUUGGAACGAGAAUCAAUAUUCAGCUCGUGGUAAUCAUCUUGUCUCUUUAUCUCUGAGAGUGAAACCUGAGAAGGUGGGAGUGUUUGUGGAUUAUGAGGAGGGUCUGGUCUCUUUUUAUGACGUGGACUCCAGAUCUCAUAUCUACUCUUUCACUGGUCAGACUUUCACUGAGAAACUCUAUCCAUAUUUCAGCCCAUGCCUUAAUGAUAAAAAGUAAAAACUCAAAGCCACUGAUCAUCACACCUGUCAACUGAAACAAACAAAAAAAAAAACAUCAAAUCUGAUGAAAUAUGGAUGUGAUGUUUUUAGAAUAUGUAAAUAAAAUCCAAAUAAGAAUUUUCACAAUCAAGUAGAUUUUACUUACAAAUAUAAAGAAAAUUAAAAUGUGACACAAGUGCAAAAAAGAAAUGUAUAUUCAGAAAAAAUCUGUGACUGACAAAACAUGAACUAUAAUGAAAUAUUUGUGAGUUAUAUGUACAUGUAAAUGACCAAUUUGUUACACAUCUCUAUAUAUUUCUUUUGUCUUUCAUUAAUACUUUGUUUUUCAAAUCAACUAUGAAAUUGUUUCUACAUGUUAUUUUGUAAGGAAAUCUCUGAAGCCAUUUUCUCUCUCCUCUCCAGCUGUUAAUAUUGAAUUACUUGUGAAAUAUUGUGAUUUUUGGUUUAUAUUGUAAUAUCUGAAUAAAGACAAGAGUUCAAUUCUAUAACUGAUACUGAUUAUAAACUAAAUUACUAAUAAAUAUGUAAAUACA